CGUCACGUGACUGGAAAUGGCGGCUGCCUCAGUGUUCCAGCGGCUGCGGUCGGGCUCCAGGCUCGGGCCGCAGUACGACCAGGAGGGCAACGUGAUCGAGGUAGAAACUCGUGAAGAUGAGGAACAGAAUGUUAAACUGGCAGAAAUCUUGGAACUGCUGGUUGCUGCUGGAUAUUUCAGAGCAAGAAUUAAGGGACUGUCACCAUUUGACAAGGUGGUGGGUGGCAUGACAUGGUGCAUUACAACCUGCAGCUUUGAUAUUGACGUUGAUUUACUUUUUCAAGAAAAUUCAACAAUUGGUCAGAAAAUAGCACUGACAGAGAAAAUUGUAUCUGUUUUGCCAAAUAUGAAGUGCCCUCACCGGUUAGAGCCACACCAGAUCCAGGGUCUGGAUUUCAUUCACAUAUUUCCUGUCGUGCAGUGGUUGGUAAAACGUGCAAUUGAGACGAGAGAAGAGAUGGGAGACUAUAUCCGGUCUUUUUCUGUAUCACAAUUUCAGAAAAAUCAUAGUCUGCUUGAGGACAAUGAUUUCAAGCAGAGAAAAAGCAAGGCCAUGAAAGCGGUCGUGGAUGUUUCUGACGUUUAUAAACCACAACGCAAGUACAAGCGGUUAAGUGGAGCACAAACGUUGAUAGAUGAAGAAUCGAGGGUCCAUUCUACUCUUCUAGAAUUUGGCCGCCUUCCUGAUUCCCUCAUGAGGUAUGGAUUUAGCAGACCUAAAACUGAAAAGGCUGAAGACAAAAAAGUGACCUUAGCAGCUGGAAUGACUGAAGUAUCUGAGGAAGAAGAUCUGCAAGCUGCUGAAGAGCUUCGCAUUAAAACGCUAAUGACUGGAAUGGCUGCCAUGGCAACUGAAGAGGGCAGAUUGACUGCGAGUACAGUGGGUCAAAUAGUAGGUCUCCAGUCUGAAGAAAUUAAACAGAUUGCAUCAGAAUAUGCUGGAAAGCAAAAUGAGCUGUCAACUGAGGAUCAUCCUGAACGGUUUGGGGUAGCUCAACAGCAUCGAAGACAAGUGGCAUCUCUCAGCAAACAGAUCUUACAAAAAUCAAAACAGUUGGAAGAGCUUCAAGUAAGACGCGAUGAGAUUCAAACUCGAUAUGGAGAGGCAAAGAAGAAGCUUCUGGAGAUUGUGAGGCAUGGAGAAAAGUUGGAUAAGGAGUUGUCUGCUCUUGAAGUUGCGGAAUCCCAAGCUGAUUCAGGUCUUCUAGAGAAACUGAGAGCGCUGGUCACAAUGAAUGAAGAUCUAAAGAGUCAAGAACAAGAGUUCAGAACUCAUUGCAGGGAGGAAAUGGCUCGAUUGCAACAACAAAUUGAAAGCCUUAAGGCUGAAACCGGAAAUGACGAAAGUGCCGAAAAGGAACACAAGGAAUUAAUAGAGCAACAGUAUAAAGGAGAUCAAGAAAAACUUCAGAAGAUACGACUACUAUUGGCUCGACGGAAUAGAGAAAUUGCUAUUUUGCAGCGAAAAAUUGAUGAAGUACCAAGUAGGGUUGAACUAACCCAAUAUCAGAGACGAUUUGUUGAGCUCUACAGUCAGGUUGCAGCAACACAUAAAGAGACAAAACAGUUCUUCACCCUUUAUAACACACUGGAUGACAAAAAGGUGUACUUGGAAAAGGAGGUUAGUUUGUUGAAUUCCAUUCAUGACAACUUCCAACUUGCUAUGGCUUCUCCUGCUGCUCGAGAACAAUUCUUGCGCCAGAUGGAACAGAUUGUGGAAGGCAUUAAGCAAAAUCGCAUGAAGCUGGAGAAGAAGAAACAAGAGAACAAAAUGAGACGUGACCAGCUGAAUGAUGAAUACCUUGAGCUGCUGGAAAAACAACGUCUUUACUUCAAAACUGUGAAAGAAUUUAAAGAGGAAUGUCGUAAAAAUGAAAUUUUGUUGACCAAGUUAAGAACAAAAGGAAUUUCAUGAAUGAAUUCUGCAGAAAUACAGAUAGUUGACUUCCUACAAUCUUCCAGAAGAUGUACUGGAUUAACUGGUUGUUUAAAAUCUGGGACAAUGGCUAUUUAUUUCAUCACCUCACUUGUAUUCACUAAUGGCAAUUUGAUUAACUGAAAGGUUUAGUUUACCAUUAAGUUGCUGUUAAUUUGCAUGCUUAUUAUUAACCAAUUAUGAAUUGACCUGAAUGAAUUGUAAGCCUCUUCUAUUGCACAAUAAAAAAAAACCUAGUUGAACAUAA
This is a messenger RNA of Callorhinchus milii (elephant shark), 2183 nucleotides long. It is a transcript of the gene ccdc93, whose product is annotated as coiled-coil domain containing 93. Gene Ontology annotation, biological process: Golgi to plasma membrane transport. The coding region runs from base 17 to 1915 and encodes 632 amino acids. The transcript is spliced from 24 exons. Lineage: Eukaryota; Metazoa; Chordata; Chondrichthyes; Chimaeriformes; Callorhinchidae. The record is from RefSeq and is a predicted model, not a curated record.